GUUUUAUUCAUCAGAAAAGCCUAGAAUCCUCUCAUUAUACUCAAAAGAAUAGUCUUAGAUUAAUAACUAAAAAACUAUAAAAAAAAUAACUAAAUACAUAAGAAAUUACCAGAUCAACCAGAUCAUACAAAUCACAUAGAUCACCUUAGGUCAUAUAAACAUGGAGAACCCCAAUUCUCCAUAGUUCCUCCAUGAUUGGGUUAGGGUGUCUCCACUCAUGAUUCCUUCAAUUGUUGCCUGAUACCGUUGUUUUCUUUUUAAUAUGGCGGAAAGUUACUCCGUGUUUAGCAAGUAUAAUGAGGCAGAAGAGAUGUACCGACAAACAUUGGAACUGAAGGAGCAGGUGCUGGGAAGAGAGCAUCCCUCCAUAUUAAAAAGUAAAGCAAAUCUAGAUGUUUGCUUAAAAGCUAAGAUGGAUAAGGGGUUAUCAUAGGUUUCAUCUAGGGACUGUACGGAUUUAUAUAAGGGAGCUUAUCAACCAAUAUAAGAUGUAUUGGUAAGGUAUUAAAUUUAUAGAUCUUAAUAUAUACUGG
Hypoxylon trugodes is the source of this 533-nucleotide messenger RNA. RefSeq lists its product as uncharacterized. The record is from RefSeq and is a predicted model, not a curated record. Lineage: Eukaryota; Fungi; Ascomycota; Sordariomycetes; Xylariales; Hypoxylaceae. The coding region runs from base 263 to 433 and encodes 56 amino acids. Gene Ontology annotation, molecular function: protein binding. The transcript has 3 exons.